This is a messenger RNA of Papilio polytes (common Mormon), 1317 nucleotides long. Its product is annotated as integrin beta-8-like. Lineage: Eukaryota; Metazoa; Arthropoda; Insecta; Lepidoptera; Papilionidae. The transcript has 4 exons. The record is from RefSeq and is a predicted model, not a curated record. The coding region runs from base 530 to 1087 and encodes 185 amino acids.
GUGUUAGAAACAUAAAAACAAUAAUUAACUAUCCGGUUGGACUAUUUUUGUACUAGACUAUUUUAUAUACCUCCUACCUACAGCAGCUUUUGUUCCCUACUAGAUUUCAGGAGAUACCUUUCAAAAUUAUACUGGUUUAGGCGAACCCCAUUUAUAUCUCCUGUGCAUCUUCUACUUAACUUAUCGUCUUAGGAAUAUACCCAAGUUUGGUCAUUCGUGAACCUAGUGUGCCCACCUGGACCUUUUAUGGGAAUCACUGAUCUAGCCUGAUAAUAAUCAUCAUGUUUUCCUGUAUGCUAACAGUUAAAUAUUGAAGUUAAUUUCGUCACUCUAACUAGUAGUCAAUUAAAUAACUAACGAGCGAAAUAUACAUGUAUAUAUAUUAAAUCUUAAACGGGAACAGAUAUAUUUAUUUACGCAAUCAUCCGCAAAGGUUAUCGUUUUCAAUAUAAGACGUACAUCAUGUCACGGCUAUGUUUAGUUAUCAAGCAAUCUAGCAAAAGGAAACUAGAAUAGUUGAAUUAAAACAAUGUUUAAUACAGUAAAAUUAGUAUAUUUGAGUUUGGGGACUGUUUUCAUCGCUGUAUCAAUAGUAACAGGGAAAACUCGGUACCCGUUUGUUUUAAAUCAGCGUUUAGUUUGCAACAUAAAGCAGUCUUGUGUAGAAUGUUUAAAAUUAAGUCAUUGUACCUGGUGUGUAACCAGUAAUAGAUGUUUUUCGAAGGAACUUCCAACAUUUUCAGACUUUUGCAAGAAUGAUACGAUCCACUAUACCGACAAUGGUUUCAGUAUAGAAGAGAAUGCGGAAUGCUCUUGCGGGACCAGCACAGCAGACAACUGUCGGCCUCCUGAGGUGACAGAGGGUGAGGUGUGCUCAGGUCGGGGCAGUUGCGUCUGUGGCCGUUGCAUCUGUAACUCCAACCCGGAUCCUGAACAUCCUACUAAGACUAUUGUGGGUGAAUAUUGUGAUUUCGAUAAUUUCUCAUGUGACGGCCGCCAUUGCAACGAAGGACCCUAUCCCCUGAGCCAAGCGAAAAACGAUGAGAAUCCCAAUGCAGCAGAUGUUGAACAACCGUCGGAAGUUUAAAUUAAUUCCCAUAACUUGGUUUUAAAUUAUUAAUAUGUCUUAGCUACUCAGCCCACAUUAAAUUGUUCAGAGGACAAUAAAUCUUUGUUACUGACCCUAAUUGAGAUCUAGAAUGAGAUAUAUUUACAGCCAAACACUUAAAUAAACAAUAUAUACUUGUAAGUAAAUGUUUAAAUAGAUGAUUUCUAGAUUCAUAGGCUAUAUCAGCAAAUAUAAAAAUAUGAAAAGUC